Molecule: messenger RNA, 1349 nt
Organism: Coniophora puteana RWD-64-598 SS2
Lineage: Eukaryota; Fungi; Basidiomycota; Agaricomycetes; Boletales; Coniophoraceae
Exons: 7
Coding region: 122-1138 (338 amino acids)
Source: RefSeq, a predicted model, not a curated record
GUCACCUUCAGGCUGGCCAACUUACAUAAAGCAUGUGGCCAAGCUUUUACUCCGUUCCCUUUCCCCUUCGCCCACAACGCUCACCACGCGCUGCUCGACUUCAAGAGGCUAAUCCUCCCUCAUGCGCUUCCAAGGUUUGAGAUGGAUUGGGGCAACGACGAUCGUAGUUGGCCUAGGGCGGAUGGCAGGAGCGCAGUCGACGAACGUGACUUGUCCGUCCUCCAUGGACUGGGCUAAGAACUCCUUGGGCCAGAACCCAUGUCUCAUGGGAGCGUACGCCUACGAGCCAUGCGAUGGGUCCAUCGAGGUCGCUACUUUGCCCGAUGGAAAUGUCUAUGCCGGUCCUUUCAGCAGCAACGAUUCCGUCGCGUGUCUUUGCAACACUGUGACAUACUACCUUUUCGCGGCGUGUGGGGCCUGCCAAAACCACUCCGCGCAAGCUUGGAACGCAUGGAGUAACUUCUGCAAUAGUAGUGGCCCAUACAUACAAGUAUACCCGGCAGGCGUUCCAGCAGGUACUGCCUUCCCUCCCUGGGCAUAUCUCCCGAUUGUCAGCAAUAGCUGGGACCAGGAUCUCGCCGUCCAGAAUGCAUCUGCCGUAGCCGCGGCCGCAUCCCAGUCGGCAGCCAUCUCUUCAUCCUCCGUCGCAGCCGUUUCCGCGACCUCCGUCGCCGCGUCGCUCUCCAACGCUGCAAUCGCCUCAUCCCUGUCUGCCCUCCAAGCAUCGUCCACUGGCGGAUCAUCGCAUCACUCCAAUGCCGGCGCGAUCGCCGGUGGCGUUGUUGGCGGCAUCGCCGGGAUCGGCCUCGUUAUAGGCGCUGUCAUAUUCUUCCUCCGGCGCUCUUCCAAGAAAGCUCAGAAUGAGUAUGCUGAUCCCCGACACAGCCAGCCGGACAUGUAUCAGCCGUCAGUGAACCCGUCGAAUAACCCCCGGGAGACGAAGUUCUAUAACCCAGACGACCCGACAACCUACCCUCAGUCGCCGAACUCGGCGUCGGCGACGCUCCCAACACAGGGGUAUCAGCCCCCGUACCAGCAGCAGGCGUGGGGCCACCCCCAACAGUCCGGAUAUGAUCAGGCUUCGUCUCACGGGCCCGGCCAGCCAACUGGAUACAACGGAGCGCCGGAGGUGUACUGAGUGAUGUACGAGCCAGGCACGAUACUUCAGUAUCCGUCUUGUAUAUUCCGAAUCGAGUCCAAUUUGCUCUUUCGGUUUCGGUUCUGUCUUUCUUUCCUUUCUUGUGGGUUUAUGAUGCUCGGACCAGGCGGCGACGCCAGCUACGAGCGGUUUACUGUAUAUGAUGCUUUUGUAUCCUUAUCCAUAGCACCAAUGCUAUGCUCACGAUCAC